Molecule: messenger RNA, 915 nt
Organism: Gaeumannomyces tritici R3-111a-1
Lineage: Eukaryota; Fungi; Ascomycota; Sordariomycetes; Magnaporthales; Magnaporthaceae
Exons: 5
Coding region: 1-915 (304 amino acids)
Source: RefSeq, a predicted model, not a curated record
AUGUCGAGAUUGGGCAUCAGGAGGGCAAAGGCCAUCUAUGGCAGACGGUGGCUACAAGCCAACUGGCACAGCACCGAGCAGGACGAGCGUCGUUGGAUUAAGACAGUCACGUGGCUGGGGCCGACUGACAGCGCGAAACGCGUCCGCACCCCCGAGGCGCCUGCUCAGCCGGCGAGACGUUCUAGUCGCCAAAGACAGCCCACGAGGAAGGCGGCGCCGCCCAGCAGCGACGCCGAAGGAGAGUUUAGCGCGUUGGGCGUUCAAAACGAGGUCGAGGAGGUUAGCUCGGGGCUGUCCGCCCCGGAGGAUGAGCCCGAGAUAACUGCCCGCGAACCGGUCUCGAAGAAGCGCGCCUUUGCCACCAAAGCAAAGGCGGCACGGGCGCCAACGGUUCCUGCAGAGAUAGAGGUGAAAGUAACGGCGGCGGUGGCACUGAUCUCAGCGCCGUUUCUCGGCCCUAAACAGGCUAAGCUCAGCGAUACCUCAACGUCCCGCUCCGUCUUCCUAGAAACGCCCGCCAGCGAGGGCGACUUCGGCGUCAGCGCGACAGUAACGUUAGGCGAGACGUUCGGGCCUAGCAAGAUUAACCGGCUUGUUGCCGUGGCGUUAGCUAAAAAUGGGCUUACUGGGAGAGCCACCGCCAAGUUUGCCUUCUCGCAGGCGGUCGUUGGCUACCGCCCAGAGCGAGGGCCGUCGGUGAUAGAGCUAGAGCUUCUGCUUGAGCUUCUGCUUGAGCCUAACGACUUUGACCCAGCAGAUCUGUACGGCGAGGUGCCUGGGAAAGAUAUCGUCGAGACAAGCGCUUCCGAAGGCGACGGCGCCGUCGCCGUCGCCCGCUGGCGCGCCGUUAAGCUCGUAAACAACGGCGCCGUUACCGGCCGCCGUGAAGCCGUCGUUAACUUAAGCUUUCCGUGA